Messenger RNA from Trichoplax adhaerens, 1293 nucleotides. RefSeq lists its product as uncharacterized. Gene Ontology annotation, molecular function: transmitter-gated monoatomic ion channel activity involved in regulation of postsynaptic membrane potential; glutamate-gated receptor activity. The record is from RefSeq and is a predicted model, not a curated record. Gene Ontology annotation, cellular component: plasma membrane; postsynaptic membrane. Bases 1 to 1293 code for a protein of 430 amino acids. Lineage: Eukaryota; Metazoa; Placozoa; Uniplacotomia; Trichoplacea; Trichoplacidae. Gene Ontology annotation, biological process: monoatomic ion transport; modulation of chemical synaptic transmission; synaptic transmission, glutamatergic. The transcript is spliced from 2 exons.
AUGAAAGAAUAUGAUGUCUUUACUGGUCAGCCAUCUUAUCAAGGAUUCUGCAUCGAUUUAAUUAAUGCUAUCAGUGAAAUUGUUGGUUUUAAGUAUGAGUUAUAUGUAUCACCGGAUGGACAAUACGGUAGUCAGUUGAAUAACAGUAAAUGGACUGGUAUGGUAGGGCAAUUACAAGAUCAUGUAAGCGAUGCUGCACUAGGAGAUUUUACUAUCAGUCGAGAAAGACAGAGAGUGAUUGAGUUUACUGUGCCUUAUUUUUAUUCACACACGGCUAUCUUACUCAGGCACCCUGGUCAGCGAUCACCGGAUCUUUUUCAGUUCUUGUAUCCUUUUACCUUAGAAGUUUGGAUAUCGGUUAUUAUCGCUGCUGUUGGAGUUAGCUUGCUACUGGCUAUUUAUAAUUAUCUAAGUCCGUAUAGCUGGGGAAAUAUUAAUAAUCAAGCUCGUGAGGCUGGGAUGGAUCAAACACUGGGCAAUAGCAUAUGGUUUAUAUCCGCAGCAUUACUUCAACAAGGCUGUGAAUCUACACCUCGUGGAGUAUCUAGUCGAAUUUUAGGAUUAUCAUGGUGGUUUUUUGCAUUAAUUAUAGCUCAAACGUACACAGCUCAGCUAACUGCUCAUCUCUCGGUGACACCUACGAAUCCUACAAUUUCUUCAAUUCAUCAAUUAGCUAAUAGUCACCAAUACCGUGUCGGCGUUACUAAUGGUAGUCAAACCUUAGAUUUUGUAAAAAGCUCUACGUCUUCGGUGCACCAAGAACUGUGGAAUAAGAUAGUAAAAGGUGGCAAGUUAUGCGAGAAUACUAGCGAAGGUAUAGAAAAUGUCCAUCAAGGUUCAUUUGCUUUUCUAUUGGAUCGACCUAAAGCGAAAUAUACUACUUUUCGACUUCCUUGCGAUUUAAUGAUUAUUGGCAAACCUUUUAAUCAAAACUCAUUCGGAAUCGGCUUACCGAUGCACUCGGCUUACCUUCGAAAUUUUAGUUUAGCCAUAUUAAAAUUAAAAGAUCGUGGAUAUCUUGAUUAUCUGAGAAAGAAGUGGUGGAGUGAUCGUAGCCAAUGUACAUCCUCCAGCAAAAUCGAUUCUGAUGUUAGUCAAAUGACUAUAAGAUAUUUAGGCGGAAUAUUCAUCACUCUAUUUAUUGGCUUUUUUAUUGGAUAUGUUAUUCUAUUUGCUGAAAUGGCGUGGCAUUACUAUCAUCUAAGAAAUGAGGUAAUAGUUAUUUUCGAUUUCGGUUCUUAUACUGUAGAAAUAACUCCAACAGUAUUCAAUUCUAGGCUAAGUUCUUGGUAG